This is a messenger RNA of Fragaria vesca subsp. vesca, 1674 nucleotides long. RefSeq names its product putative UPF0481 protein At3g02645-like. NCBI's taxonomy places the organism in Eukaryota, Viridiplantae, Streptophyta, Magnoliopsida, Rosales, Rosaceae. The coding region runs from base 1 to 1674 and encodes 557 amino acids. The record is from RefSeq and is a predicted model, not a curated record. The transcript has a single exon.
AUGUCUUCUCUCCAACCAACCUUCUCUUCCAAAUCCAGCUCCAACUUCAAUGAGCUUCAAUGGGUGAUUCAAAUCCGAAAAACCCUAGAGGCAGAGCUCGAGGAUGAGAAUGAAAUCCCUGUCUCCAUUUUCAACGUCCCCAAAACCCUCCUGGCUACUGACCCUGAAUCGUAUACCCCUCAACUGGUUGCGAUCGGUCCUUACCAUUAUUGGCGGCCGGAGCUCUAUGAGAUGGAGAGGUACAAAGUGGCUGCGGCCAAAAGAACCCAGAAGCAGCUCCAAACCCUCAAGUUCCAACACCUUGUUGACCAGUUGACGAGGUUCGAGCCGAGGAUUCGUGCUUGUUACCACAAGUACUUGGAGUUUAAUGGCGAGACUUUGGGGUGGAUGAUGGCCAUUGAUGCUUCGUUUUUCCUGGAGAUCCUUCAAGUCUAUGCGGUUCAAGAAGGGAAGACUUUGACGAGAGUUUCUUCAAGGAUGGCGCAUUUGGUUGAUUAUGCCGGAAGGAAGUCAGCGCAUCAUACAAUCCUUAGGGACUUUGUGAUGCUUGAGAAUCAAAUCCCGUUGUUUGUGUUGAGAAAAGUGUUGGAAUUUCAGUUUCCCACGUUGGAAUGCGCCGACGAUAUGCUUCUUUCUAUGUUGAUGGGAUUGUGCAAAGAGCUCUCCCCUUUCAAGAUGAAGGAUGAGGACUUGCCAAAGAUCCAAGUCUCUAGUUGUUGUCACUUGCUGGACUUUCUGUACCAGUUGGUCACCCCCAAGUUAGAAGCUGGACCGUCGGAAAUCACAGAAGAAGAAGAUAGCAAGGGCACACCACACAAGGAAAAAUCAUCAGCUAACUCGAAUUAUGUCAAACAAUUUCUAGAUGAGGUAUGGAAGCUGCUAUCCAAGCUGAACAAAGGCCCAAUACGUCUUCUGAAAAAGAUUCUAAUAUCUGGACCUGUAAAAGUGAUAUUCAAACUGCCUUGGACUAUCCUCUCCAACCUUCCAGGAUUUGCAAUUUUGAAACAACCUCUUCAGUCCUUAUUUUCCUCCGAAGACAAAGAAGCAGUGAAACCUGAAGAUGAAAAGUCGAGCAAUGGCAUUAGUAAACCGCCGUUGAUCGAGGAGAUCACCGUCCCAUCCGUCUCUGAUCUUGCAAAAUCCGGUGUCAAGUUCUUGCCCGUAAGCAGCGUUUCGAGCAUCUCUUUUGAUGCGAAAACUUGCUCGUUUUACCUCCCGAGUACUAGCUUAGAUGGAAACACAGAGGUGAUCCUGAGAAACUUGGUGGCCUACGAAGCAUCAACUGCAUCAGGGCCAUUGGUUUUUACUCGCUACACCGAGCUGAUGAAUGGGAUCAUAGACACCGAGGAAGACGCCAAGUUGCUAAGAGAGAAAGGUAUCAUCUUGAACCGUUUGAAGAGUGAUGAAGAAGUGGCAAACCUGUACAAUGGCAUGAGCAAGUCCAUUAGAUUGACUAAAGUUCCCUUCAUGGAUAAGGCCAUCGAAGAUGCCAACAAGUACUACAAUGGCAGAUGGAAGGUGAAGUUGAGGAGGUUUAUGAAGACUUAUGUGUUUGGUUCCUGGCCAAUUCUGGCCUUGCUCGCUGCCAUUUUGCUCCUGCUCUUGAUGACAUUGCAAGCAUUUUGCUCAGUAUACACCUGCAGUCGCAUAUUUAAUAUCAGCACCACUACUUAG